AUGGCACCACCUCGAGAUAUCGAGCUCAACACCGUGCAAAACCUCAAAAUCAAAGAAGAGUCCCUCACGCACGGCAGCUCCUACAGCAUGCGUGAGCCAGACUACCUCGACGACCGGCCGCCGGCCCGCUUCCACCGAUUCCUCGACGGCUUCAAGCGCGACACAAACCUUUCCUUCUUCCCGAGCGACCACCUCAGCCAGGUGAACAGCCAGUCUACCCAACGCCGAUAUGGAGCGCAUUACUACGAUCUGCGUCUGGCGGCGCUGGAAUCCGCAAAUACCGGAUUGGCGAGGAAGCUCAAGGGGAGACACUUGCAGAUGAUUGCGAUAGGUGGCUCCAUAGGUACCGGACUUUUCGUCGCUUCAGGCAAGGCUUUGGAGUCUGGCGGCCCUGCCUCGCUGCUUAUUGCGUUUAGCAUUGUUGGAAUUAUGUUGUAUUGCACAUGUCAGGCUCUGGGUGAAUUAGCGGUUCUGUUUCCCAUUGCUGGAUCUUUUUCCUCGUGGGCGACGCGGUUUCUGGAUCCGUCGUGGGGAUUUGCAAUGGGUUGGAACUACGCAUUGCAAUGGCUUACGAUUUUGCCACUCGAAAUCAUUGCCGCAUCGUUGACAAUCAGCUACUGGGGCGAGACGAUACCCAAGGCCGUUUUUGUUGCCGUUUUUCUCUUUGUAAUCCUAUUGAUUAAUCUCUUUGGCGUCAAGGGCUAUGGCGAAGCCGAGUUUACCUUUUCGAUCAUCAAAGUCAUUGCCGUUAUCGGCUUCAUUCUUCUCGGCAUCGUCCUCAACUGCGGCGGAACACCAGACAGAGGCUACAUUGGCGGAGAAUUCUGGCAAAACCCAGGCGCAUUCAACAAUGGCUUCAAGGGCCUCUGCAGUGUCUUUGUCACCGCAGCAUUUGCUUUCACAGGCACCGAACUCGUCGGACUCGCAGCCGCCGAAACCGCCAACCCUCGAAAAUCCCUCCCCACAGCCAUCAAACAAGUCUUUUGGCGGAUAACGCUCUUCUACAUCGUGGCCCUGACGCUCGUGGGCCUUCUAGUGCCGUACGACGACCCCCGCCUCAUAGGUGGCACCAGCAAAGCCGAUGCCAAAGCGUCCCCCUUUGUCAUUGCCAUUGAAGAAGCCGGCAUUGAAGUCCUACCCUCCGUAAUGAACGCCGUCAUCCUCAUCGCCGUUCUCUCCGUCGGCAACUCCGCCGUCUUUGGUUCCUCACGAACCCUCGCCGCCCUCGCCAACCUCCGACAAGCGCCCCAAAUCCUCGGCUAUGUCGACAAACGGGGCCGACCCCUCGUAGCCAUCCUUAUCGCCGCACUCGUCGGCCUCCUCGCCUUCCUCGCCGAUCUCAAAGAGCAAGGCACCGUGCUGGACUGGCUCCUCGCCAUUUCCGGCCUCUCCACCGUCUUCACAUGGACCUCCAUCUGCUUCUGCCACAUCCGCUUCCGCCGCGCGUGGGCCGCCCGCGGCCGCAGCCUCAACGACAUGGCCUACAAUUCGCAAGUCGGCGUCAUAGGCUCCUACGUCGGCUUCAUCCUCAACGUCCUCGUCCUCAUUGCCCAGUUCUGGGUCGGCGCCUUCCCCAUCGGCUGGGAGAACAUGUCCGCCAGCGCUGUCACACAAAAUUUCUUCCUCAAAUUCAUGGGCGUCCCCAUCAUCUUCUUCUUCUACAUCUUCCACAAGCUAUUCUUCAGAACUAGAUUUGUGAAGGUUCCCGAUAUGGAUAUCGAUACUGGCCGGCGAGACUUUAAUCUACCCAUUCUGUUUGCGCAGGAGAAGGAGGAGAGGGAAGGGUGGCCCAGGUGGAAACGGUUUUACAAGUUUAUGUGUUGA
Messenger RNA from Pochonia chlamydosporia 170, 1824 nucleotides. RefSeq names its product general amino-acid permease GAP1. NCBI's taxonomy places the organism in Eukaryota, Fungi, Ascomycota, Sordariomycetes, Hypocreales, Clavicipitaceae. The transcript is spliced from 4 exons. Gene Ontology annotation, cellular component: membrane. Gene Ontology annotation, molecular function: amino acid transmembrane transporter activity. The record is from RefSeq and is a predicted model, not a curated record. Gene Ontology annotation, biological process: amino acid transmembrane transport. Bases 1 to 1824 code for a protein of 607 amino acids.